AUUUACUCCUAUAUUCACCACUUUUAAGGACAGCGCACCAGGAUGAGCUACAUCAGACUGUGUGACAGCUGUCAUGAGUAAGUGAAACACCAAGAUCUGCGGGCAUGAAUACUAUUGGAGUUUCAUUUUUGGAUCCCUUGGAUGACUAUGAAAUUAUUCAACGUAUCGGGAGCGGCACUUAUGGAGAUGUCUUCAAGGCUAGAAACAUUAGGAGCUCAGAAAUGGCUGCUAUCAAAAUUGUUAAGCUGGAUCCAGGAGAUGACAUCACUUCCAUCCAGCAAGAGAUAACGAUGAUGAAGGAGUGUAAGCAUAAGAACAUUGUGGCCUAUUAUGGAACUUACCACAGGAACACUAAAUUGUGGAUCUGCAUGGAGUACUGUGGAGGAGGAUCAUUGCAGGAUAUCUACCAAGUAACUGGACCUUUAAAGGAAAAGCAGAUUGCUUACAUCUGCAGGGAAACGCUCCAGGGUUUGAAUCAUCUCCAUGAGACAGGCAAAAUACACAGAGAUAUAAAGGGAGCUAAUAUUCUUCUUACUGAUCGAGGAGAUGUCAAACUGGCUGAUUUCGGGGUUGCUGCAGAGAUCAGUGCCUCUGUUGCCAAAAGGAAGUCCUUCAUAGGAACACCCUACUGGAUGGCCCCUGAGGUGGCUGCGGUGGAGAAGAAGGGUGGAUAUAACCACUUGUGUGAUAUCUGGGCAGUGGGCAUCACCGCCAUCGAGCUGGCAGAGCUCCAGCCUCCAAUGUUUGACCUUCAUCCCAUGCGAGCUCUGAUGCUGAUGUCUAAAAGCAGCUUCCAGUCUCCUAAACUAAAAGACAAGAGCAAAUGGUGUGCUGGUUUUCAUAGCUUUGUGAAGAUGUGUUUGAUCAAAAGUCCUCGUAAAAGGCCGACAGCAGAAACUCUUCUUCAGCAUCCGUUUGUAACACAGUUACUGACCAGAAAACUGAUGAUUGAGCUGCUGGACAUGGCAAAUAACCCAGAUCUCCACCGACCAACCAGUCCUGAGGAGAAUGAAGAGGCAAACGACACAGCCCCAGAUAAAAUCCAGUCCAAAGGGAAACAUAUGGCAGUGGAGAGGAGCUUGUCUGAAGAACAAUUUGACCAAGUCAAGUUUACCCCUCCCAGACGGAAAGAGACGGAACCCUAUCCUGACUUGGGAUCAUGUGAUGAUUGGAGCAUAUCUGGAGAUGAACCCGAGUCACCGGGUCUUCUGGAGUGUGUGGAGGAGGAGUUACAGCAGAGGAGUAUGACAGUCAAACGAUUCUCAUUUUUUGAGUGGAGUAAGAGGAAGAGUGGACUGUUCAGCCCUCCACCUGCCUCUGCGACAACAUCACUUCCUCCCAUGAGCUCUUUAGAAUGUGAUCUGGAGGACAAGGACCUGACGCUUCGACCCAGUGCUACUCUGUGCCCAGAAACUGUAUCCAAUCCAAAAUCAGUGCUGUUGAGGUGUUCUGGUAGUCAGGAUGUGCGGCAGUGGUGCAGUGAUCCUUGUGUUCCUGAUGGGAAAAACACAGAGGAACAGCAGAGGACUUUAACAAGGACUUUCAGCAGAGACGCAGCUCUUUCUCCAGAGUGGAGCACUAUGAGGAAGAAAACUGAGGACUCUAGAGCUGAUUCUCAUGGACUUCCUCCCACUCCCCAAGUCUAUAUGGGGGCCUGUUUUACCAAAGUCUUUAAUGGAUGUCCGCUGAAAAUCCACUGUGCAGACACUUGGGUUUUGCCCAAAACAAGAGAUCAGUAUUUAAUUUUGGGGGCAGAGGAGGGCGUUUAUAUCCUAAAUUUAAAUGAGCUGCAUGAAGACACCUUAGAAAAGUUGCUUCCACAGAGAUGUACGUGGCUUUAUGUCAUGAACAAUGUCUUAAUGUCCAUCUCUGGCAAGUCAUCUCAGCUGUGUUCUCACCGACUGACAGCUCUGUUUGAGCAGCGAGGGCACUUACAGAGGAAACAGGGACACUUGUCUCUCGGCUCCAACCGCUUCACUGAGCGGAUCAUCCACAGGAAGUUCGCUGUUUCAGUGAAGAUCCCCGACACGAAGGGCUGUCGAAAGUGCAGUGUGGCUCGUAAUCCGUACACUGACAGUACAUUCCUGUGUGCCGCUGUUCCCUCUGGACUGGUUCUGCUGUUGUGGUAUGAACCACUGCAGAAGUUCAUGCACCUCAAGCACAUUGCUGUGCCACUGCCGGAGCCGCUGGUCAUCUUUGAGCUGCUGGUCUUGAUGAGCGAUGAGCUUCCUCAGCUCUGUGUGGGGGUUCAGGAAAGUCCAGAACAGCAAAAUGAGCCACAGCUGAAGUUUGACAUCAUCAAUCUGAACGGCUUGCCAAACCCUACGCCAGACAGCGAGUCAAUAAGAGCUGUACAGGUGACGCAGCUGGACAGAGACACGGUUUUAAUUGCACUGGAAAAAACAGUGAAGAUUGUGAAUAUGCAGGGCAUUCCCAGCAAAGAGUUAGCAUCCCAACUGGAGUUUGACUUUCCAAUUGAGACUUUAGUUUGCUUAGAAGAAAGUGUUUUAGCUUUCUGGAAACACGGACUGAAGGGAUGCAGUCUGCACAACUGUGAGACAACACAGGAAAUCACAGACAAGAGCCGAGUGUUUAAAGUUUUAGGAACGCACAGAGACAUUAUUUUGCAAAGCACCCCGACUGAAAACCCUUCAGCCACUAGCAAUUUAUACAUUUUGACCGGCCAUGAGAGCAGCUACUGAAUUAGGCCAGCAGACCUAUAAAUAACACACAACACAGCAUGGACAUUUCAGAGACAGAAUGCAUGAGAAUGGAUAAAAAGAAGAUGUUGACAACAGUAAAUCUGCCUUAUGAGUGUUCAGACACGGACCAUCAGUUGAUGUCACUGGUACACAUUAUGAGGGUACAGGAAGAAAAUGCCCUGGCUCUUCAUUUGUCUCUCUGAAAGUGUGCAUUUGUCAUUGUUGUUUAUUACAUCUAAGUAAUCUAAAUUAAACGACUGUAUUUAAAUAAAAAUAUAUAAUUUUGUGAUGGAAGGAUUGUGAUAACUACUAAUAAACUACAGUGAAACCAAA
This is a messenger RNA of Danio rerio (zebrafish), 3035 nucleotides long. It is a transcript of the gene map4k2, whose product is annotated as mitogen-activated protein kinase kinase kinase kinase 2. Lineage: Eukaryota; Metazoa; Chordata; Actinopteri; Cypriniformes; Danionidae. The record is from RefSeq and is marked provisional. Gene Ontology annotation, molecular function: nucleotide binding; protein serine/threonine kinase activity; MAP kinase kinase kinase kinase activity. Gene Ontology annotation, biological process: intracellular signal transduction; MAPK cascade.